AAGUGCAUGCGCUCUCCCUCCUUCCCGUUCCGAUGCCCAAUAAGGCGUCGCUUUGAGUACCACGUUAGAAAAGCUCUGCUUCUUGACGGCGCCCCUCCCUCUCUUCUUCCCAACCUCCGCCUUCGGCUGUGACAAGUGGUGGCCACCAACGUGGAGAGCGGAAGCUGCUGUGCUCUUCUUCGAACGGACUGCGCCGAGGCAGGAGAAGGGAAGGCGCGCGGGCGGCGACGGUUUGAGCUUGGACCUUCUGCUUCCCGCGAGAGAACGGGAGCGGCGGGGACCAGACGAACGUAAGGCGCACGCGAGGCUGCUGGGUGGCGCCGAGUUCUCACCUGAGGGGAAGUCACCUCUCACCGCCCUUCCUCCCCUCCCCGCAACCACUGAGGGUUUGGGGGUCGCCAACUGCCCUUGCGAGGGAGACGCGCCUGGUCAGUCCGUCAGUCAUAACCGGUCUGAACCGGAGUGUGAGGAGGAGCUACCACCGCCACCGUCAUGGCUGAAACCGAGGAGAGGAGCUUAGACGACUUUUUCGCGAAGCGAGACAAAAAGAAACGGAAAGAGAAAAGCAGCCGGGGAAGUGCCACUGCCGCGGCUUCCUCCGCCGCCUGUUCUUCCGCCCCUGCCGCGGGUGGGACUGGGGGAAGCCGGCAAGCAGAAGGGGCCCAUGGAGCCGCCUCUAAUGCUAACCCGGGCACCGGCGCUGCUAAGGCGGCAAACAAGGAAGAGGAUGACUGGAAAGAAUUUGAGCAGGAAGAAAUAAUUGACUACAGUGGUCUCAGAGUUCAGUCCAUGCAAAUUAGUGAAAAAGACGAAGAAGAAAGUGAAAAAAGAGAAGAACCAAGGGAUAAUAGUGAAGAACCAGGUGGAAGUAUGGAGAAAUCAUCUGGGCCUUGGAAUAGGUCUGUUCCUACACAAAUACCUGUUGCUGAAAUUAUUGAAAAUCCAGAGCCAGUGCAAUCCAGUGGAGUAUAUAGGCCACCUGGUGCAAGAGAGGGCAGGACACGAAAAAUGCCACAAGGACCCCCAGAGAUCUAUAGUGAUACACAAUUUCCAUCAUUGCAGUCCACUGCCAAGCAAGUAGAUACUAGAAAGGAUAAAGAAAUGGAGAAGAGCUUUGAAGUAGUAAAACACAAAAAUAGAGGUAGGGAUGAGGUUUCAAAAUCCCAGGCAACUAAACUUCAGCUAGACAACCAAUAUGCUGUGCUUGGGGAUCAGUAAAGCUGCACACAUAUUACAAUUAAGGAAUGGUUAUUUGAUACCCUUCCACUCUUAAGGUAACUAAACCACACCAAUUAUGAACAUGCCGUCUUGUUUCUGCUGGAUCUACUGCAACAAGUGCAGACUACUUUGACGUAAGUGAUCGCUUUUCUGCACUUUGGAAAUAUACUUAAUUUGGUACACCUGGCUUUCUUCUUUGGAUUAUGAGGGAAAUUAAUGUAAAUGGUUGAACAAGAGUUCCCAGUGUUUUGAUUGCUCUGCAGCCAGUGGUUAUUUCAAAUUUUUUUAUGUUCAGAUACUGAGCCUUCGUAAGGGUUGACUACCUCAGACUUGCUGCACUCAUUGUGGAUACCAUGUGGAUCACAACUUCUGGAAAAGGUUACAACUCUUUGGUGGCCAUCUGAAACUCGAAACCAGCUCUACUGGAUUCCUCUAAGAAAUCCUGCAGAAGUCAGCCAUCUGAGUUGAUAAUAUAAAAGACAAAUUUAAGUGACCUUAAAUGAGCAGUUUGUCCUGUGCCCCAUUUAUUAUAUCCUUUCAUAUGUAGCCAUAAUUUACUAGGAACCUCUAAUGCACACAGAUUUUUCUUUUAAAUAUGCAGCAUAGUGUUGAGUUUACUUCUUUUAAUUUAGUUACCAGAAAAUAAAUACACAUCCUGAUAGAAAAUUUAUGGACACUAGUCUGUAUAUUAACUGGCUUCAUCUGUGUAAACUCUUCAUUUGAGAAAUAGCUCUCCAGGCUUGAGAAAUUGCAAUAUAGUCAAAUAGCUGCAUGGAAUAUGCAACUAUAUAUUCUUUUCUUUUUCUUUAAUGGAUCUCAAACAGCUAGGUUUUCUUUGAAUCAGUGGUCAAUAAAUGUUUGCUCCUGUAAUAUCUGGGGCUUAUUUUUUGAUGAGUUCAUGCUGAGUAUUUAGCCUUAGCAAUCUGUUGGGAAGCAUCAGCUAUUGCUCACACAAACCAUUAUAUUUGCAGGAUGGAAGUAUUUAUAUGUAUAGUGAAAAAUGUCCAUUGUUGUGGUUUCUUACUGUUUGAAAUUUGGAUAUAUUUUGGAAAUAAGAUGUUGCAUUUAUGGCAUUUUUUCCUCCUGCUGCCCAAAGAUUAAUGACAACUUCAGUUAAAAAUCAGUCUCCUGACCAGCUAUAUAACCAUUUAUUUGGACAAAUAUUAAUAUAAUAGUAUUUGAAUACUAGUUUGUGCUAUAUUGUGCUAUAUGACAUUGACUAUGAAUAGAAUUCGAACCAGCUCCCAAAGAAGUUCUUACUUCCUGGCUUAAAAAAUCUUACUUUAUUUUUCUUCCAAUCUGAAUCUGACCUGGCCACUGCUGAUAUGUCUUUUCAAAUGUCUGGCCGUUUUCUGGAGUCUUGAGCCACGAUUAAGACAUCACAAAUGUAUUGCUUGUGAGGUAGACAUGUACUUUAUAAAUAUGACUUUGCAACUAAGGACUGGUUAGGAUAUGAAAUCAUUGCUUUAAAUGAAGAACAAACUGCUUAGAAUAAUGUUUUAUUCCUAUUAAGAAUUGUGAGAUAUAUUCUUCUAAGUAGUUGUGUUUUAUACAGAUGCGGAACCAGGCCACCAGAUGCUCAGAUCACUGGAAGUAAACUUACAGCUGACACCAUUGAGUUGUGUAUCUUUCCUGAAAGUUGUCUAUUUGCCAACAAAGCCUUUGCAGGGUAUUAAAGCUGAAGAACUAAGAUUAUGUGAAACUUACAAUUUUAAAUUCCAGCUUUGACAUUUUAUUAAAAUUGUUACACAUGAAUCAAGUUUUAAUAUACUGUAUGAUAGGGUAGAUGAAGCUGUCCUUUGUAUUCACUUGAGUUCUUGGGCAUAGUUGGCAGAGCAAGUUAACAUUGUAACAUUAAUAAAUAUAAUAGAAAUGUACAUGACUUCUGGAGUCUAAUGAAUAUAUACAUGUUCUGAUGCCGUGCAUCACUUCAAUGUGGCAAAUACAUGAUCGUGGUGUUGAAACUUAAGGCUGCAGUCUUAUGCAUGUUGCAAGAAAAAAAAAGUUCCACUGAAUUCAUUCACAGAUAUGCAUUGAAUUGGCUAUUGCGAAGUAUUGGUGGCAUAUAAGUAACUUGAAAUGUGUGGUCAUUGUCUACCUCACUCUGUGUAUGUCACUGCUAGCAAAACCACCGAGUAAUAUAAAGUGGCAAAAAAAAGUAUUGUUUGUUGUUUUGGAGGAAGCAACAUGCUAAAGUUGACAGCUAUCUGUAGUGAAGCAGAAACUUUCACAUGCUGAUUCCAAUUUGAUGCUUUUCAUAAACCCCGCAUUCUGGCAUCUGGGAUACUUUUUAUUAGUGAACAUGCUUUCAUUGAAAUAUUACACCACUGAAUUAAAGUCAAUGAAAUCUUUUUAAAAAGACAAAAUGGAGCUCUAGUGAUCAAAGUACAUAUUUUAUAUUGUUGAAUUGUUCCUUGAGAUUGUCCUUUUUUGAGAGCUCGCACACAUAUAGGUGGUUUAUGAUCUUUCAUGCACUCUGAAGUUUCUGCAUCUUAUUCUAUCCUAACAACUGUCAUAUAAUAUAUACUUGUUACACAAUUGCUUUCGCGCUUGUGAUCCAUGGGCACAAGAACUGAUUAUAAAGAAACAAACUGAGGUGAUCUGAAUGCAAAUGAGUAUCCUUUAGUCCAGACAUUGGGUUGUGAGCUGAUUAAAAUAAAAUAAAAAAGAUAGCCUGAAGAAAAUAGUUCCAGUUUUUAGCAGUCUGUCUCUGAGAGGUUACAAGGUACCUCUGAAAUCACAUCUAGCCUACUAGAAUUCAUUCUGAAUUUGUAUUUAGGUUAGUUGCCUAUUCUAUGAAUGCACAGAAAAACUGAAAUACCUCUGGAAGACCAUGUACAUAUUUUUUAAUUUGGCUAUAACAUUUUAGCUGCAUAACUGAGUGAUUGACACUUUUUAAAUAAGAACAGUCCAUGUUCAAAUAUUAACUAUACUUUAGCAAGCUUUUAACUGUCAACUUCAGACAAAGGAAUCUAAGGGGCAGAUUAACUGCAUUUACACAAAUAGUUAAUCCGUCAUUUUGAUAAUACAGUAUAGCACAGAAUAUAGGAUAAUUUUAUUUGUAGAACUGCUUUUUUCUGCUCCUGCCAGAGCAUUUAUACAUCUUGGUAUUUUGUACUGGUGGUAAAAAGAUUCCUGAGAAUUACUGUUCAUUCAGUAGAAGCAUUAGGACUUCCCAAGAGCAUUUUCUGAGGCUUCCAUACAAAUUCUAAAAUGUAUAAUUCAAGCCAUAUGCAGAUGUGGCUUUAACAGCAAUGCCUAUAUCCAGUGGGGGUUCAUAAUCACACCAUGCUAUUUAGCUGAUGUGCCUGUUCAGUGUAUUUUGGCAGACACAUUUGAAUAGGGACCAAGAGGUAUGAAGUUCAGCCUACAUAGGUCCAAUCAGCACAACUGUCCCAUCGAGAACUUGGGGUCUUGAGCUAUAUAGUCUCAUAUUCAAAUCCAGGGUGUUGGCAUCAGAUGGGCUGUGACCUUAACCCUAUUUUCAGUCAUGGUGUACAGUUAAAAACUCUGUAGAGAGCAUAUCUUUUAUAUGCUCAUUUCAAUGUAUUUGACUUCUGUAGGACCUGUAUGUAAACAUGUUUUAUGCAGAGGCCUUAAACUCCUGUUAUGGAAAUGGAUAUUCAUAUUUUGACAGUGUGGAAUACUGAAAUUACAGAAGCUUAGUUUCAAACAAUCCAAUUGUUUUUGAAUAAAUUGCCUAAGCCAAAUCAACUAUGGAGGGAACUGAACUGAUUGCUUUCAAAAGCUGUUUUUAGACAAAAUAGGGUAAUAUCAACCUACAAAAUGUACACUGUUUUAAAGGGACUUAUCCUUUGUCCACUUCUCAAAAAGAAGCAAAUUUAUAGUAAGUGCUAUUUAUUUAUUUAUUUAUUUGAAUCAUGCACUGCUCUUUUGCUCUACUGGGCAUUCAGAGCAGCUAACAAAAUUUUGUUUAAAAGAAGAAUUAAAAAUGCAAAUUAAAAUUAGCAUUAAAAAAUCAUUAACAAUGAAGAACUUGAUGAAAUAAAUGCAUCCUUACAGAUAUUAUAAACAAAACAAGAGAGGGAUAAAUGCACAUACAAGAAGUGUGUGUACCAAAAGUUGGGAGCAAGGCAGGAAAAAGCCCUCUUGCAUUACCAAAGGAUACAUCUCUGGCAGUGGGGCAUCUUUAAAAGGGCUUCUCCCGAUCUUAACAAGCAGAUGAGUUUGUAAUGAGAGACAGAGACCCUAAGCCAUUUGGGACUUUAAGAAUUAAUGGCAACACCUUAAAUUGUGCCUGGCAAGCAACUGGCAACCAGUGCAGAUCUUUGAGUACCAGCACUGUAUGAACUUUGCAUCUUGCAUCAUUUGGCAACCUGCCUGCUGUGUUUUGCACCAACUGGAACUUUUGGACACUUCAAGGGCAGCUCACAGUGUGUGUUGCAAUAGUCACAACAGGAUGUAAUCAAGGCAUGGGUAACUUGUAAAAAAUCUAACCAACACUGGAAGGGAUGCAGGUGUCACAGGAAACAUAACUCUGCAAAGGUGCUCCUCACCAUUUGCUAAUCCAGUGGGAUCUAGGGAUCAAAGCAGCACUUCCUCACUACAAACCUGCUUUUUUCACUGGGACUGCAACCUUGUCAAAAACAGCAUGUAUCUCAAUCCCAGAAUCCAGAUCCCCUUUUUUUUACCAACAGUAACAUUUAUCCAUUACCAAACUUAGGCAACAUUCAAAGUUACCAAAUGCGUCCUUGGAAUUGGAUGGUAAGGAGCAGUAGAACUGAGUAUCAUCAGCAUAGCAAUGAUACUUGACACCAGAGUUCUAGAAAAAACUCCCCUAUCAAAUUCAUGUAGAGUAGGGAAACAAAAUUGGAUACAAGUCAGGAUGAUAGGAACAAAAAUCAGUAUUGCCAUCUGGACAUGAUCCAACAGGAAAAACUGGAAUCAUGUAAAACAAUACCAAGCCUCAAUCCUGUCAGGCAGUCCAGAAGGUGGUUUUAUUACCUUAUCCUGGCCAAAAGCCCAGUGAAAAUGGAUCCAUAAAAUCAUCAUAAUUCAGAUGCAUCUAAGGCCAUUGGUCACCUUAAUUGCCUUCUUUGGACUGGGGGAAUAUAGGAAGAUAAUAAUUUCCCCUUGCAUGGCUCAUCCUGGCCAUUUAAAUCAGCCAAGAAAAGCAGAGGUUGCGUAAUCAGGUGGUAGCUAUCAUCACUCCACACCUGUGCACAUCCUUGAAAUCUACAUGCUGAAAAGAAUCCAAAAUGGUUGUCACGGUCACAUCCCUAGCAUCUGCCCCAGUUCUGCAGUCCAAGCUGGGACAGAAUUCAUUAAUUGUAAAGUACAAUGUAAUUUACAACCAACUGUUCUACUCCCUCCAUCCUUCUAGCAUCAUGGUGGAGGACUAGCUAUACAAUAUGGAUGAGCAACAGCAGCCUGUUUCUGGGUGGAGACAGAAAAAUAAGCAACCUAGUUGCCUGCACUAUUGCAGAGUAAGAGUUCAGAUGGGUCUCACUCUGUAUAUGGUCUGACUCAUUCCAAGAAUUACUUCAUAUCCCAUUCACUUCAUCACUUAAUAAAUCAAGAGGAUGGCUUGGCUCCAAAGGAGGGAUGAAAAUGCUUAACAGCAAUAGUAUCAACUGCCCAGGGAGUCUCCCACUCAUGUUUAAAAACUAUUACAUCCUGGAAUUUAGUCUAGUCAUAAAUAUUCCUAUAAGUCAAUGUGGCCAUAUAUUGAUUCAUUUGCACAUACAGUACUAAAGUUCUAGUGAGGUUAUAAUACUGAAUAGUUCCUAAUAGAUCUGCAAUGAGGUACAAAUAAAAAGGUGAAGUGAGAAGUUUCUGUGGAGACAAAUAGAAGAAUCUGCUUUGGCAUAGUUGCUUGCUAUGAACAAAUACAACUCGCUUAUAAAAGUGCUUUGCACAAAGAUGGUAGAAUUCUGGAUUGUGCCAUUUCAGACAGUAGGCAUUAUGGAUUGCAUUUUGAAUAUUACUGCACAAGCUUCCUACAAGUAGAAAGGUGAUGCAUAAGUGAUAGAGAACUGCAGUAAGUCUAUACUUUGGGAUAUGAAGGAAGCAUUAAAGAUUGAAGGCCUAUUCAAUCUGAAGUGGGAUAGAGUAGAACUCAUCACAUUUAUCCUCUUGGAUGCAUAGAAUGGUUCUUCUUUUAGGAACAAACAAAAAAGAGGAUAAAAUUCUUCAGGUUAUCUGGCCAUAAAUAUGAACUUAUAUGCUAAUUUACUUGACUAUCACAGAUAAAAGGCUGUUAUUAAAAUGCAAAAUCAAUUAGUUUUAACACUUGUUUCACCAAGACAGAAAUAAUAGUGGAUUUCACUGGAAUUACUCAUUUUUACAAAAACAUAAAAACUUGUCAAAUGGCAAAUCCAGGAAUAUGAAGAUGUUUGACACCAUUGCGAAGGAGGAAGCAUUGUCUGUACCAAAUACAGCACAGGAAAUUAGAGGAAUGUUGGUCAUGACCGUUUUCCAAGCUGCAAAGACAAAUACUUCCCUACCUCACAGGGGUGUUGUGAGGCUGACUUCAGCUUUAUAAAAUGUUUUUGAGUUUUCCAAUGAAGGUGCUAUAAAAGUCCAAGGCGUAACUAAAUCAGCUGACAUCUGUCGCAAAAAGAAAAUAUUCAACUUGAUUUUCUUUACAGUAUUUUACUACUGCUAUAGUAAAGUUCUUUACAAGCAUAUAAAUGAUCAUGUAACAAUGGACUUUCCAAAAAGGCAAUGGCUGAGUUUUCAAACUUUAUGCAUCCUUUUUUGGUUCUGUGUGAUUAACUGUGCAGAUAUAAUUAUAUUAACAAGGUUCUUGGGAUUUGCAUGGAUGAGAUGAAUUACCAUUUUUGUAAUCUCCCUGAAUGAAAUAAACUUACAUUCACAGUUUGUUA
Molecule: messenger RNA, 8066 nt
Organism: Python bivittatus (Burmese python)
Lineage: Eukaryota; Metazoa; Chordata; Lepidosauria; Squamata; Pythonidae
Gene: CDV3
Product: CDV3 homolog
Cellular component (GO): cytoplasm
Source: RefSeq, a predicted model, not a curated record